ACCUGCUUCUCCCUAAAACGACUCCCGCAUUCUUCCUCUCAUAAUGUCUGCGUGCGCAACGCUGUAAGCUUCGAAGGACGCAAAACAAGAGAGAGAGAGAAAGAAAGAGAGAGAGAGAGAGCUGGGGAGUUCGGAUCUCAACCCUGCGAUCGAAUCUGGUAUAAAGAAGUGUGCGAAGUCCGUGGGCGGUUCCCCCUGCGGCAUUGGGUGAUUGAACUGGCGGGGCGGAGGUUUUCGUUUGAAGCUUCGGCGGUGGAAGAAGCUAAGAAGGGGAGAAAGUGAGGAGAGGAAAAAGCUCCGUCCGAGGUAUCGUCUUGAAGGUGCACGAGAAGCAACUCAUAGUACACAAGCAUGAAAUGCCUUUAUUAGGCAACUUAAUGUUCCUUUGAUUUCUUGCAAGUUGGACGGUGUGAAGCUUAAGAAGUCUCCUGACACUCAGUUGAUAGUAAGAUAACAAUUUCAGGCUUUGCAUUGAAAAUUUAUGCUCAAAGCCUUGGACACAAGUUCAUAUUCCAAGCACCACGGUCUGAAGAGGUUCUAAUUGAUUCAAGAUCUUCUCAAAUGGGUACCAAAGAAAAUGGACAUGAAAGAGAUGAUCAUUUGAGUGACGUGGAAAAAGAAGUCAAACAGGACAAGGAAGGAGAACCAGAUUAUGAUCCUGCAAGAGAUUCUCUUUCAUCUCAAGGGGAGGCUCAGAGUAAUGAAGAUAACAAAGUAAAAAGAGUUUCAAGGGUUCCCAAAAAGCUCAUGAAAAAGGAAUCAGCAGAAAAUCGUCCCUGUACAUCAAGAGGCAGUACCAAUCGUCCAGAAUCCAACAAACUGCAAUUUAAAACAUUAAAUAAUAAUCCAAGGAAAUCUCAAAAACCAAAUGGAGCUGCUUCAACAACUAAAAACAUCAAUAAUAAGAAACCAGAGAAUGUGAAGGUUCCUUCAAGGCCUUCGUCAGAUUUAUCUGAAGAAACUGAUGAUAAGACCAUUGAAGAGGUUAAAGAGAUAGAUGUCUUGGAUGAGGCUCCAAAUGGCGAUCAGAGUGUUGGAACAGAUGAAGAAACAGUUGAUAUGGAAGAGAAUAAUCUAGAUGAUGACAGAGCUAGUACAUAUCAAAAAAUUGAGGAGAUGGAACAGAGGAUUGAGAAACUCGAGGAGGAGCUCAGAGAAGUAGCUGCUCUUGAGAUUUCUCUCUAUUCCAUGGUACCAGAGCAUGGAAGUUCAGCUCAUAAGGUCCACACACCUGCCCGUCGUCUUUCAAGACUAUAUAUUCAUGCUUGCAAGCAUUUGUCUCAGGACAAGAGGGCCACUGUUGCAAAAAACACAGUGUCGGGCCUUGUAUUGAUUGCCAAAUCAUGCGGUAAUGAUGUUCCAAGGUUGACUUUCUGGCUAUCAAACACAGUUGUACUGAGAGAGAUAAUAUCUCAAACGUUUGGCAUUGCGUCCUACGUAAAUCCAACCAUGAGGGCUUUUGACUCAAACGGUGUUGCAAAGAAAGAUGAAGGGAAAUCGACCCCACUAAAAUGGAAGAUCAUUGCUGGAAACAAACAAGGAAAAAGUUUUGGCUUAAUGCAGCAAAUUGAUGACUGGCAAGAGACUAGUACAUUUACAGCUGCACUGGAAAAGAUCGAAUCUUGGAUCUUCUCCCGAAUUGUCGAAUCAGUAUGGUGGCAGACAUUGACUCCGCACAUGCAAUCUCCAGUUGAAGAGAUGUACACAACUAAAGGAUAUGGAAGAUUGUUGGGUCCUGCUCUGGGUGAUCAACAGCAAGGCAGUUUUUCAGUUAACCUGUGGAAAAGUGCUUUUCAUGAUGCCUUUACCAGACUCUGCCCAGUUCGUGCUGGGGGACAUGAGUGUGGCUGUUUACCCGUAUUGGCGAGAAUGGUGAUGGAACAAUGUGUAUCCAGAUUAGAUGUUGCCAUGUUUAAUGCCAUUCUGCGUGAAUCAGCCAACGAAAUACCAACAGAUCCUGUAUCAGAUCCAAUUAUUGAUCCAAAAGUUCUCCCAAUUCCAGCUGGGGAUUUGAGUUUUGGAUCUGGUGCACAACUCAAAAAUUCUAUUGGAAAUUGGUCCAGAUGGUUGACAGAUCUUUUUGGUAUAGAUGCUGAUGAUUCCAUCAAGGAUGGUCAGGUUGCAGGUGAGGAUGAUGACAGAAGGGAAGGGACUCCUGGAUCAAAAUCUUUUUGUCUACUUAAUGAGUUGAGUGACCUUUUAAUGCUCCCCAAGGACAUGCUUCUUGAAAGGGUCGUCAGAAAAGAGGUCUGUCCUUCAAUUGAUCUACCCUUAAUUACACGGAUACUCUGCAACUUCACACCCGAUGAAUUCUGUCCAGAUCCUGUCCCAGGUAUUGUCCUGGAGGAGCUGAAUUCUGAGAGCCUUCUGGAACGUCGGCUAUCUGACAAGGACCUGGCCAGCAGCUUCCCACGCGCUGCUGCUCCUGUUGUCUAUUCACCCCCUUCACCAGCUGAUGUAGCAGAGAAGGUGGGUGAUGCAAGUGGGAAAGCCGAGUUGGACCGGAAGGCAUCAAUGGUCCAGAGGAAGGGAUACACCAGUGAUGAGGAACUAUAUCAUUUAGAUUCCCCGCUCGCAUCCAUCAUUGACAAAACUCCUCCGGUGUCCCCAAUUCUCAGAGAUGGAACCCAGAAAGAAAGUAAACAAGCCAAUGCAAGGUACAAACUCCUCAGAGAAGUGUGGUCUGUGUGAAUGUGAUUGUAGGACUUUUUAUGAAUCUCCACUUUGCAAAAAGAGGGCGUUACCAACAACAGAGGAGAAUUUAUGCACAAAAGGCAACAUAUCAAGGGCAACACAGUAUUGAGAAAGGAAGAUCUUAUUACCAAAAAAAAGGUCAAUAUUGUUCUCUCCAUCUGUUCAGGUGGCAAACCAAAAGAAAGGAUAAUACAUUGUUGAUUUUUGUUCAGAAGAUUGCCCCUAGCAUUUACGUUGUAUCACAUUCCAGUUUGUUCUUUGCGACGAACAUGCAUACGGAUGAAGUUCAGACUGAUGAACAUGUUUGUUAUCUUUGUAUAGCCCAUUAUACUUCGGGACUAGAAGUGCCGAAAUCAAGGCAGACGAAUUAUUGGAUGCACCGAAUUCUGCAGCCUUU
Molecule: messenger RNA, 3091 nt
Organism: Phoenix dactylifera (date palm)
Lineage: Eukaryota; Viridiplantae; Streptophyta; Magnoliopsida; Arecales; Arecaceae
Cellular component (GO): nuclear pore
Source: RefSeq, a predicted model, not a curated record